AUGGACACAUCGUUGAGAAUUUCGUUCACAAUUCGUAUGUUGAGCUGUAUCACGGGCUCUCUCAGGUACUGCACAAACUCCGGCGAGCUCAGCAGCUUUUGGAGCUCCGGAUCAUCCACCUUGGGCAGAGGCUUUACUGGCUCUCGCUGGGGCACUGGGGGCACAAAACAACUCACAGGCGAGAAAGUGUGCUCUGGACGGGUCCAGAAGCCACCGGUGCAGAAAUCGUCGCUGGCCAAGCUGGAUCUUGGCAAGGUGCUGGGUAUCAAAGAGACCGCAAAGCUUGAGGUGGCGGAAAGUAGCGUAAAUGUGGACCUUUUGCGAGUCAACAAGGAACCAGAGGAAAUGAGCGAGGACGAAGAUGCGCAAGAGACACAGCGCAGGUCUGCUGACGGAUCGGACUCGCCCAAUAUGGUGGAGUUCGACAUGGCAAAGUUCUACGCUGAAAAUCAGAAACUCAUCAGCUCCGGCAAGCUCGACCACAAGGACAUUGUCCUGCAGAACUCGCGUGCCACCUAUUACGGUGUCGGGAACAAUAACCUAUCAAACGUGAUCAGUUUCACAGAGAAGAACAGCGACAAGAUCCAGCACCAGAUCGAGUCCGACAGGCGGAAACUGGCCGCAAAGGGCAGACGUGGUGACAGAUAG
This is a messenger RNA of Ogataea angusta, 648 nucleotides long. RefSeq lists its product as uncharacterized. NCBI's taxonomy places the organism in Eukaryota, Fungi, Ascomycota, Pichiomycetes, Pichiales, Pichiaceae. The record is from RefSeq and is a predicted model, not a curated record. The transcript has 2 exons. The coding region runs from base 1 to 648 and encodes 215 amino acids.